Messenger RNA from Exophiala dermatitidis NIH/UT8656, 2095 nucleotides. RefSeq lists its product as uncharacterized. The record is from RefSeq and is a predicted model, not a curated record. Bases 935 to 1339 code for a protein of 134 amino acids. The transcript has a single exon. NCBI's taxonomy places the organism in Eukaryota, Fungi, Ascomycota, Eurotiomycetes, Chaetothyriales, Herpotrichiellaceae.
GAAUUCCAUAUGCUCGUAAGCACUUGAUAUCAUAAGUUGGAAUUUUAAACGAGGUGUUGAUUCUGUGUGUUUGUUUUCCGAUCUAUUCAACUAUUGCGUGUCCAGCUGCUGGCAGCCUUACGUCCCACCCUGCCAUAAGCCUACCUUUGUGAUUUAAUCUAGUUUGGGCGUCCCAUCCAACGACCUCACUCACGAUAUACUUAUUUCUUACCUUAUCAUUGGCAUUCACCUGAGCCUUCAUUCACAGUGCUUCACCCCGAAGACUGACAACUCCAAGACCCUUCAGCUUCAGUGACAUCUUGUUAGCAUCAACACACGGCUUCUCUUCUACUGCAAGUCCCGCGCGGCCUAAAAGUACAGUAGUAUUUUCUCGCCAACCGACAUCCGCGCUCGGCCGAGACAUCCGUUUGAUCCACAUCGCAGCCUCGUUGAUCCUAGCGGUCCCGCGCGUUCGCAAUACUGCAACGAGAUUAUAUUGCAGUGGAGCACUAUCAUCGACGACGAGUCCGUUCGCUUUUUGGGGAAGCGACCUCUUCAUCGUCGGCAGAGUCCACCCGCCUUCUGCGGCCUUCCUCUUCAGACGUCCAGCUGUCCUAUCAUGUCCAUAUCCGCCAGGGCUCCAAGCCAACCACCGGAAAAUCUAUAGCAGUAUCUGUGCUCCGUCAGACCUUACGCCCUGGCCACCAUCGAGAUCUUUUCCGAGUAUCCGUUCACCUUCACUCACCUCCCCGGGGGCAGCGGACUUCGCGCGGCGUCAGGCAAAAAGCAAUAACAAUAAAUAAUACAAUACUACAGUGCAUUAUUGACCUGCCAACCGACCAAAACCGGCAUUUGUCGGCCCAUUUACAGUCGUACCAGUUAUCACCUUACCUACUACGACUACACUACGACCACUGGGUAUAUACCAUCGACUUUCCCGCCCACACUGCCCGCCAUGAGUACCGACUUUCAGCAACAUUCCUCCCUCGAACCUUUCCCUCUCUUCGUCGACUCGGCCCCGCCUAAUUCCGCCAACUAUUUCUCUUCCCCGAUGGCCAUGGCCGCUGUGCAGCUGCUGGCCUCGUCCAGCUCAUCUCACUCCCGAAAACCGCGGAUAUCAAUGCCGGCCAAAGUCUCCAACCAAUUGCGCAUGCGGUAUUAUCAGUAUGAAGUCACCUUUGGCGUCUAUGUCAUGACGCCCACCGAAAAGAUUGUCUUCAACACCAUCGUCCUUGCCAUCCUCUCCGCUUUCCUAUACGCCUUAUUCUGGGGCUUCCAGCCCUUUGUCGUCCACACUGUAUGUCGCCUGAUCUACUAUAUGACCGGCUCCUAUUCCAGCGCGCCCGAGUUGUGUUCAUGAUGUUCGAGAUAUAUGCGACCUGCCGUACACCAACCCUUUUCGCGCCGCACGGUCAUUGGCCUGCAGAGUAUGCCAGUCCCGGUUCGUUCGCGAUGAACCUGCGGCUUCCAUGCGCGGCAGCCGGCUGGCUGAAAGAAUGAAAGGCGACACGGUUCCGGACUGCUUGUGUUUGAAUGCGGAUCGGUGCAGGGGAAGAUAGAAGCCUUGUCAUACCGGUGCUCAGCGCAAAAUGGGUAGCUCUGAAAAGUCUGCCAGCAAUGCCACGAGGCAGAUGCUGCUCUUUUAAGGAGUCCAGACUCAUUCUAUCACUCAUGGCAGCACCCCGCCUGCCACAGUGGCAGGAAGUCUAUCUCAUUUGUUCGGACAGCAGGACGUUCACCGACUCGGCCCAGGAAAAAGGGUCAAGUGUUGGAAACCCCGAAUCCAAUACCCUUUCCUUUGGAGAACGGCGGGAAAUAAGUCCGUGAGGCGCACCUCGGCACACAUCCACAAUUUCGCAGAUCCUAGUCACCACUGCCACUGGUGUAGCGGGAGCCUUUACAUUCUGGCCUUCGACCAGACAGGUGUGCCCUUGCGGCCACCACUUAUGAGACCCACGACCAGAACAAGUACAUCGUACUUUGCUUAUAGCGAGACAGUCGAUUGCCGGCCAGGCCCGGUGAUCCCUUGACAUAAUAUAAUAUAUACUACCCACCCUGGACGGGUAAAAUACAGUACAAAAAAUAUUCUUUUCUGCCUGCAAGCGGAGUAGCCUAG